Penicillium nucicola is the source of this 1335-nucleotide messenger RNA. RefSeq names its product hydrolase psoB (gene psoB). The record is from RefSeq and is a predicted model, not a curated record. The transcript has 2 exons. NCBI's taxonomy places the organism in Eukaryota, Fungi, Ascomycota, Eurotiomycetes, Eurotiales, Aspergillaceae. The coding region runs from base 1 to 1335 and encodes 444 amino acids. Gene Ontology annotation, molecular function: hydrolase activity.
AUGUCUCUCAUGCUGUUGAGCGCGGGUUCUCUUCCCGUCGCCUGGACGCUGCCAACCCAGGCCUACGCGCCGAAUAUUACAGUCACAAAUGCAACUACGGCAAUGUACCAACUAAGCAGCGAUUCCGAGUUUGCAUUCAUCCUCAGCGAGUACCUCUCCCUCGCUAACGAAGGAGGCGCUGCGUCAGGAGAAAUCCUUCGUGCGGCUGCUGUCAUUGAGGCUGGAGACUUCGAGAGCUGGUACAAAGAGUUCACGUUUCUCGCGGAAAAGAUUGGCGCUCAAGCAGAAAAGGCUGAGAAGAACAAGGCUUUGGUUUCUGCCAGAGAAGCCUACUUCAGGUCGUCAUCCUACUACCGCGCUGCUGAUUUUUUCCUGCAUGGCAACCAAUCUGAUCCGAGAAUUUACACGGUGUGGGACAAGCAGAAGGUGGCCUUCAAUAAGGCUGUCGGAUUGCUGUCUCGUCCUGGGACUUUUGUCGAGCUUAAGGCUGAUGGCUUCACGGUUCCGGCCUACUUCUACCCGGCCAACCCCCAACUUCCUGCCAACCAGGGUGCCCCAAAAAGGCGCCUUCCAACUGUCAUUGUCGGCACUGGGUAUGAUGGAUCUCAGCAAGCCAUCUAUCACAGCAACUGUCUUGAAAUCAUUGAACGCGGAUGGAACUGCAUUACCUACGAGGGUCCCGGGCAGCCUACUGUUCGCCGAGACCAGGACAUGGGAUUUAUUCCCGAGUGGUGGGAGGUGGUUACACCGGUAGUUGACUACGCGCGCGCGCGACACGAUGUCGAUAUUGACAAAGUGGCCCUUAUGGGAGUCUCCUAUGGCGGUCUUUUGGCACCACUUGCAGCAACAAAAGAACGCCGUCUCGCGGCGGUCGUUGCCCUUGACGGCAUGCUCAGCCUUAAGCGUGCUGUCCUAACAUUGUUGGGCACUCAAAUUACAGAACUCUAUUCUUCAGGCAACGAAACAGAGUUUAACAAUUACAUGACCGCUGCCCUUGCGCAAGACGUCCCAACCAGCUUCCGCUGGCUCAUCGAGCAAGGAAUGUGGUCAUUCAAUACGACGGAUCCUUACACUUUCAUCUCACGCAUGGGUGAUAUUUACCUCGACAAGGAGAAACUUGACAAGAUUGAAUGUCCCGUCUUUGUGGGGUCCGGAGAGGAUGAUAACCUUGCGCCGGUACAGCCCGAGGAGAUGGCGAGGUUAUUGGGUCCAGAGAGGUCGCAUUACUUCUUGUUCAAGACCGAGCUGGGUGCUGGAGAACACUCCGGGCUCGGAGGUGAGCAGCAAAUUGCACUUGAGUCGCUGAUUUGGCUGGAUAAGGUCUUUGAAAAAUAG